Molecule: messenger RNA, 840 nt
Organism: Aureobasidium vineae
Lineage: Eukaryota; Fungi; Ascomycota; Dothideomycetes; Dothideales; Saccotheciaceae
Source: the annotation of a GenBank genome assembly
ACCAGUGCGGCCCCUCUCCGCCAUGACGGCAGACCCAUACUGCGAACAUCUCGCCUCGCCAAAUGGCUGGGUGCUCGCGCUUUCCGUNNUCAACUCGUGCUCGGUAUCCUCAUCUCGUACAUCCCCCAACAUGUGAAAAUCAUCCGUCAUGGCACGUCUGCUGGUCUCUCACCCUGGUGGGUUCUGCUAGGCACCAUAUCGUCUAUCGCCGCGCUGGCGAAUAUCUUGGUCUUGCCGACUAGUCAGCAUGACAUGGCUUGCUGCCGCGAGAUCUCGGGCGCCGCUUGCGGUGCUGCGCUGUUGGGUGUUGUGCAGAUUGGCGUGCAGUGGGCUUGUUUUAUGACCAUAGACGCCUUCGCCAACCCACCGCCCGAGCAUCUNUCCCCAGACACACCUCGCAAACGCGACGCCGUAAUCGUCGGUGUAACAUCGCUAAUCUCCCUCCUCCUCGUCGGCCUCAUCUCAACACUCUUCCUCUUCCGCCUACCCUCGCACCUCCUCAGCUGGGCAAACUUCCUCGGCAUUCUCGCCGCCAUCCUCUCGUCCAUCCAAUACAUCCCACAACUCUACACUACCUGGAAGGCCAAGCAAGUGCUGUCGCUAAGCAUUGCGAGUAUGCUUAUCCAAGUGCCUGGCGCCUUUGUGUUUGCCUUUAGUCUGUGGCUACGGGUCGGUUGGGAGGGCUGGAGUACUUGGUUUGUGUAUUGUGUGACUGGCGUUUUGCAGGGCGCGUUGCUGGUCAUGGCCAUCAUGUUCUAUCAAAAGGAGAAGAAGGCAGAGAGCGUGGAGCAGGAGCCGACUGAGACGGAUCCAUUGUUGGAGGCUUCGCGUGGGAGUACU